Molecule: messenger RNA, 729 nt
Organism: Anisakis simplex (herring worm)
Lineage: Eukaryota; Metazoa; Nematoda; Chromadorea; Rhabditida; Anisakidae
Source: the annotation of a GenBank genome assembly
AUGAAUCAGUUUCAGAAUCGAACCAUAAUUCGAGUCGGCGAUGAAGGAUCGCAGCAUUCGGGUGUGUCAUCGCAUCGCAGUGAUUCGUCUCUAGUCAACGACGUCCCUCCAUCAGCUCCUGCUGGUGCGUCCGUAUCUGCUCAAGAGAGUAUUCAUCGACCAAUCAAUGAUGAGAUGGCAACGUUACGUCGUAGUAGAUUCUCAACGUUGCGUACUACAAAGCUGAUUUCGAAAGAGAUGGAAGAACACAAUCGGGAGAAUAAUAUUUACGAGCAAAUGAGUGGUUAUAAACGAUUGAGACAGCAGCAUCGAAAAGAACUGAAACAGUUGGAAGAGCGAUGUGCGGUAGAAAUGGAGAUGUUGAAGCAGAAAACAGAUAAGGAAUAUGAACAGCUGAUCAAUAAUUUUAGUAAAGAAUUGCAAAGGGUUCGGAACAGUCAAAAUGCUGAAAAGGAUAAAAAGUCGCGUGAAUUCGACGACAUGGAGAAGAAGAUGCGAAGACAAUUAACAUCACAACAAGAAAACGAAUUGAAAGCAUUCUCAAACGCUCAGAAGAAGGAGUACAAAUACAACAAAGAAAGAGCGAAAUCGGUUUGUGCAUUCGAUGUUGAUUACUGCUUACUGCAAAUGUUAGAAUUAUUGCAGUACAAGUCCAUGUACAAAUCUAUGAGACAGAGUAAACGUGCCAAUGGAAUUCAAGUUUUUCUAUCCGAAAUAAUGAUAUCAUAG